UUCCAAAACUUGAAACCCAAAACCCUUGAUGGGUUGCUUAAGUCUGCUCCGGCCAAGCCGUCACGUACAGACACUCUCUGGCGGUAGCUUCCGUUGGUCUCCUUUUCUAUCUUCUUCUUCUUCUACUCACUUUGCUUGCCUUCUUUAGUCCAUUCACCGGACUUGUAGCUCCUUCAGAUCGCACACUAUAAACCUCACUUCAGUUCAUCUCUAGCACUGGUUACCACAGGCACGAUUUCUAUCUAAACCGAACGAAAUGCCUCCCUCAUUGGAUGGAUUGUUCGGUGGGUAGUGAAAUGCUUGUUGCUAGACGACUUCGUUUAUCAUCAGGGAGAGCUACUGCCACUUCACUGCUGAUCCCCAAACGAGGUGUUUCUCGUCUCUUAUGGGUGUCCAGCUUUAAUCGGCGUGGGAGGUCUUCUGCUGCUCAUGCUCCUUCUGAAGUUCCAAAAGCUCAGGAAGUAAGAAAGCGGAUUUCCAAAGAUGAGAGAAAAGCUUUGAUGGAAUCAUAUAUUUGCAAAUACAGAUCAAUGAAUGGUGGAAAAUUUCCCUCUGUUUCUGCUGCUAAGCUUGAGGUUGGAGGCUCCUAUUAUGUAGUUAGACAACUUCUUCAAGAGAUUGAAUACGGAUAUAAAACAUCCUCCUCGGACAUGAAGAAUGAAAAACUCGUCGAACAGAAAAAACCUUCCAUCAUUCCCAAAGCGAACGGCAGUGAAUUGACCAAGGAAUGUAAAAUCAAGGAUCAAUCUAAGAAAAUAGUUAAUGAUGAUGUACUUGGCGAUUCUACUGUCCAAAAUGUUGAAUAUAAGGCAACACCAAAUCCUACCUCUUCAUUUAGUGGUGUUUUGCCCAAGAAAACUCUAGACACUAAACCCGAAGUAAGAAUUGAAUCAGUUCUACUCAUAUGUUUUUUUGGUGGACUUUGUGUCGAAAAGUCACAGGUCUUAAGUUUUUAG
Molecule: messenger RNA, 956 nt
Organism: Impatiens glandulifera
Lineage: Eukaryota; Viridiplantae; Streptophyta; Magnoliopsida; Ericales; Balsaminaceae
Exons: 5
Coding region: 273-956 (227 amino acids)
Source: RefSeq, a predicted model, not a curated record